ACUCUCUCCCCGUCAGUCUUCCUCUCCCUCUUACCGGAAAACAAAAGCCACACGUCCUUCAUCCACUCAGCAUGUCGUCCACUGAGCCCACCUCCAACCUGGAGAACGCCAUGCAGCUGAUGAUACAGACCUUCCACAAGUACUCGGGCAAGGAGGGCGACCGGUUCACCCUCAGCCGGGGCGAGCUCAAAGAGCUGCUGACCGAGGAGCUGGGGAACUACCUGGGGAAUGCCCAGGAUAAGGAUGCGGUGGACAAAGUUAUGGCCGACCUGGACGCCAACAACGACGGGGAGGUGGACUUCACCGAGUUCAUCAUCCUGGUGGGGGCGCUGACGGUGGCCUGCAACGACUUCUUCGACAAGAAGGCCGAGGAGAAGAAGUAGGGGCGCGGGGUCGGCGGGAGUGUGGGCGGAGCUAAAAGCGUGAGGUGAAGCCGUCUCUACGACACCUUGGUGGAGGAAGAGGACAAUGAUGAAGAAACAACCCCUCCACACACACACACACACAUACACACACACGCACACACACACACACACACAUUCCUCACGACAGCGGGGGUGUGUGCUAUCGCUAAGAAUCAAACGGUGCAGGGCACGCUAUCGCGGAAAAGGACGGAGACGCCAUCACCUCCAGCACUCCACUUCCUCAAACUUCUGCCCUCUCUCAGGGGCGGAGCCAGAGGCCCUGUCCCUGCCUUCCUUACUUCCUAUGAGAAACCCUACGCUUCAGUGUCUGUUGAAAGUCAAACCUCAGCCAUGGGGACCAAAGCAAAUGUAACAUAACACAUUUUGGGUAAUGUCCACAGGAACUUUGUUUUUCGAGAGAUUAAUAUUGAUAUAAAUAUUUGUUAUUUAUUCAAUGUUAAAUGAGUGAAUGGUUUCUUCUUUAUAGCUUUAUAACUUGUUUUCUUUUGUUAUGUACCAAACUGUUUCUCUUUAUUUAAUUAAAUAAACCUAAUAUUUAACCAG
Molecule: messenger RNA, 968 nt
Organism: Anguilla rostrata (American eel)
Lineage: Eukaryota; Metazoa; Chordata; Actinopteri; Anguilliformes; Anguillidae
Product: protein S100-A1-like
Exons: 3
Coding region: 72-383 (103 amino acids)
Cellular component (GO): cytoplasm
Molecular function (GO): calcium-dependent protein binding; calcium ion binding
Source: RefSeq, a predicted model, not a curated record